Messenger RNA from Helicoverpa armigera (cotton bollworm), 1776 nucleotides. RefSeq names its product limbic system-associated membrane protein. The record is from RefSeq and is a predicted model, not a curated record. The transcript is spliced from 7 exons. The coding region runs from base 335 to 1066 and encodes 243 amino acids. Lineage: Eukaryota; Metazoa; Arthropoda; Insecta; Lepidoptera; Noctuidae. Gene Ontology annotation, cellular component: neuron projection.
GCUACGAGCCGUCGUAGCGUUGCUACGAGUCUACGCGACCGCUACGCUGGUAUUACAUAAACUUAGAACAAUGUGAUAAUGCCGGUAAAUAGAAAAUAUGUGAGAAAAACUUCAUUUUUUAACAUUGUUAUACAUUCGUAAUUUAGUAAAGUUAUAAGUGAUUCGUAGGUUGUGUUAGCAGAAGUGAUAAGUCGUGAUUAAGUAGCGGUUUUCUGUUCCUUCCUUUCGAUUUUGGAAUCGGAAAUAAGAUGCUAAGAAAACUCAACGAAAGCAGUGAUGUGUGCUCAAAACAGUAGUUUUAAGUGAAAAUGCUAAAAGUGUCAAUUAAACUAACAUGAAGAUGUAUAGAAAGUUGUUCUGGACGCUCAUACAUGGCUUCGCUAUGCUGCCUACUAUUGCUAUAAGGGAUUCCCACGUAGUGAACCGCAAGCUGAUAGACGUCCCUCAGUUCGAGAGACCCAUCGGCAACCAUACCUUCCACAUUGGCAAGGAGGCUGUUCUUGGAUGCUCUGUCAUCAACCUUGGGAAGCAUAAGGUGGGCUGGCUCCGAGCAGAAGACCAGACAGUCCUAUCCCUGAACGACCGAGUUGUGCUAAGUCCACGGUACUCCGUAAACCUGGACACUCCUAGUACUUGGCAGUUGAGGAUCAGACCGCUGAGGGCUGAGGACCGCGGCUGCUACAUGUGUCAAAUCAACACGCAGCCUAGUAUGAAGUGGCAGAUUGGGUGUAUUGAUGUUUAUGUACCACCUGACAUCAUAAACGAAGAAACAUCAGCAGAUGUAUCAGCCCAGGAGUUGGAUAACGUGACCCUCAUCUGCAGAGCAUCAGGACACCCGCCUCCCAAGAUCACGUGGAGGAGAGAGGAUCAUGAACCUAUGUUGCUGAAGAAAGUCGGGAGCAGGGAUUUUUAUAAAGUGGAAAGCUUCGUCGGCAGCUCGCUGCCCCUGUGGCGCGUGGACCGGCGGCAGAUGGGCGCGUUCCUGUGCAUCGCCGCCAACGACGUGCCGCCUGCCGUCAGCAAGCGCAUCAUACUUAAUGUUAACUGUGAGUAUAUUGUUGUGUAGUGGAGAGCUACGUGGCCAGUGAGCUGCCGCUGUGGCGCGUGGACCGGCGGCAGAUGGGCGCGUUCCUGUGCAUCGCCGCCAACGACGUGCCGCCUGCCGUCAGCAAGCGCAUCAUACUUAAUGUUAACUGUGAGUAUAUUGUUGUGUAGUGGAGAGCUACGUGGCCAGUGAGCUGCCGCUGUGGCGCGUGGACCGGCGGCAGAUGGGCGCGUUCCUGUGCAUCGCCGCCAACGACGUGCCGCCUGCCGUCAGCAAGCGCAUCAUACUUAAUGUUAACUGUGAGUAUAUUGUUGUGUAGUGGAGAGCUACGUGGCCAGUGAGCUGCCGCUGUGGCGCGUGGACCGGCGGCAGAUGGGCGCGUUCCUGUGCAUCGCCGCCAACGACGUGCCGCCUGCCGUCAGCAAGCGCAUCAUACUUAAUGUUAACUGUGAGUAUAUUGUUGUGUAGUGGAGAGCUACGUGGCCAGUGAGCUGCCGCUGUGGCGCGUGGACCGGCGGCAGAUGGGCGCGUUCCUGUGCAUCGCCGCCAACGACGUGCCGCCUGCCGUCAGCAAGCGCAUCAUACUUAAUGUUAACUUUUCCCCAACCGUGAUAGUGCCGAACCAACUAUUGGGUGCUCCGCUCGGCACCGAUGUGGUGCUCGAGUGUACGGUAGAAGCUUUCCCCAACACCAUCAACUACUGGCUCAAGAACCGAGGGGAGAUGCUGCUU